GUGGGCGAGAUGGGCUGUGAUGGCGGAACGAUCCCCAAACGGCACGAGUUGGUGAAAGGCCCCAAGAAGGUGGAGCAGGUUGAUAAAAAUGCUGAGCUAGUUGCCCGUUGGAAAUAUUGUGCGCUCAGUCAAGUAGCACUGACGAGACCUAUAGUGUCUUGUGAGCUGGGAAGAUUGUACAAUAAAGAUGCCGUCAUUGAAUACUUGUUGGAUAAGUCUCCAGAAAAAUGUAUUGUGCAGACUGCAACGCACAUCAAGAGCCUUAAGGAUGUGAAAGAGCUGAAUCUGACCCCCAAUCCAGCAUGGAAAGGUGAUGAAGUGAAGGGUGACAAGUAUGAAGAUCUGCAGCUUGCUUGCUUUAUCUGCCCUGUGGUUGGGUUGGAAAUGAAUGGGCGACACAAAUUUUGUUACCCGCGUACCUGUGGCUGUGUCUUUUCUGACCGUGCUUUGAAAGAGAUAAAGGCUGAAGUUUGCUACAAGUGCGGAGAACCCUUCGAAAAAGAUGAUGUGAUUUUCCUGAAUGGGAGUAAAGAAGAAAUGGAAAUUCUUAAGAGAAGAAUGGAGGAACGGAAAUUGAAAGCCAAGCUGGAGAGGAAAGCAAAGAAGUCAAAGACCAUAUCUAAACCUGCUGCUACUGAAGAAAUUCCAGGGCCAUCAAGCACGAAGUCUGAAGAAACAAUCACCAGUGAGCAGCGAGCAGUUUCUGGCAGUAACCAUUCCGUAAACGGCCGAUCGGUGUCCUCGGGCUCCGGGACUCCCAGCACAUUCGGUUCCAGCAAUGGCAAACGUUCGCGAGCCGACCACGGGCAGAAAUCAGAGGCCUACAAAUCCAUUUUCACCUCCCACAGCUCAGCGAAACGCUCAAAGGACCAGGAGCCAAACUGGAUCACCCACACUGCAUACUACUUCUGAAACAGCCAGAAUCAGAUACCAUCACCAUCUACUUUAGUUAGUAAACCCAGGAGAUUAAAUUUCUUUCCUCUAUGUGGACUUUUUCUCUAGGAUCUCUUCCUAAUUCUGCUGAGACUCCAGUGGCACUUGUGUGAUUUUAAUCCUGGUGGUAAUGAAAGUGAAAAUGUUUAAUUGGUGAUGGGAUCAGACUGAAGUGGUGAGACUUACCUCAGGUCCAGAGCUCACACUAAUUAUUGCUCAAACGCGCUUCCAAUUGUCUACUGGUGGCUUUACUCUCAUGAAAACUCUUCAUUUGGCUUAAUAAAUCUCUCAAAAGG
Callorhinchus milii (elephant shark) is the source of this 1229-nucleotide messenger RNA. It is a transcript of the gene rtf2, whose product is annotated as replication termination factor 2. Gene Ontology annotation, biological process: site-specific DNA replication termination at RTS1 barrier; mitotic DNA replication termination. The record is from RefSeq and is marked provisional. NCBI's taxonomy places the organism in Eukaryota, Metazoa, Chordata, Chondrichthyes, Chimaeriformes, Callorhinchidae. Gene Ontology annotation, cellular component: nucleus.